UCUCAGUGUCACUUACUCACCAAAAUUGUGUUCCCUCCCUUAGCUAAAAAAUUAGGUCAUUCUCCCACCCAAAUCGUCUCAGCCUCUCUCACUCACCAUUGCUCUCAGCCUUGCUCUCACUCACCAUCAACACCCCUCACCCUCAAUCCCGUUCACCCUUUCACCCUCUUCGAGCCUCUCAGCCUCUAUCUCCUCACUCUUGCUCUCACUCACACUCGAUACACUCUCAGUGGGCUGUCUCCGUCGAUUGAGACUCACCCUCGUUCUUCUUGGUUUAAAUCUUCUGGGUUUCAUUACUCAUCUUUGUUCUUAAAGACUUCACCCUUCUAUUUCUCUCCCUUCCAAUUCAAGACCUUUUUUAUUCUUCUUCACCUUUUCGCACCACUGUUGCUCUGAAACUUUGAUGGGUUCUCUCUAAUUCCAACUCUUCCGAGGUCUUUCUGGAGCUGCUGAGCUUUUUGACUUGAGGGGGCUCAAAGCCUCCGAUAUAGCAGACCCACUCAGGCAAAGAUUGAAGCACAGAGAGAAGACUGCGAUUCACACAGAUUUUAAGAUGACGAUGGCGGAGCUGAAUCUGCUAACCACCUGCACUUGUUAAUCCACAGAGGAGAGACUCUUCCUUCUUCCUCUCUCAACCCAAUUGCGUCUUCUACGGCCAACUUGCUUCCAGAAAUGAAGCCCCCAAUUUGAGAGAAGCUUGUGAAAGUGCUUUGAACGAGAAACAUGAUGAUUUUCAGAUGGAAGGGUUUGUGGAUGAAGCUAGCACUACACAUAUGGAACAGUUAGAGGCUUUUGGAAGAGUGUUUGAGAAAGCUGCAGAAGCUGACACAGCAAGUUGGUGACUUAUGUUGAAGUUGCCGGGUGGAUCUUCUUGGACAUUGGAUGUGUUCACUGAAGCAUUUGUUGGAAAGUUGAAGUCAUUUGCUGAUAAGAUUUUUGGCUUGAAAAGUAUAGCUGCAUAUCGCAGCGGUCUGGAAAUUAGUACACAUGUCACUAGGAAAGAUGUUGAGGAAGGUCUUUCUGAGGUCAUACAGGCUGGAAAGCCUGUUCGCAUAUCAAAUAAAAGUUUUAUCGACUAUAUUUUCACUCGUAGUUUGGAGGUUGCUCUACUUUUUGACUUGCCAAUGCAGAUACAUACAGGUUUUAGCGACAAAGAUUUGGACUUGAGGCUAUCCAAUCCCCUUCAUCUCCGGGCUGUGCUUGAGGCCAAGAGAUUUUCUAAAAGUCGCAUUGUUCUUUUACAUGCAUCCUACCCGUUUUCGAAGGAAGCAUCAUAUCUAGCCUCUGUUUAUCCCCAGGUCUAACUCGACUUUGGCUUGGCUAUACCCAAGCUCAGUGUCCAAGGGAUGGUAUCUUCACUAAAAGAACUUUUGGAGCUUGCUCCAAUUAAGAAGGAAACAGUACAGAGAGUUAGAGAAUUAGUUCAGUUUGGGGAUUUCAGCUUCUUCAAAGUUUGUGGUUACGUUUUGGUUGGACAUGAAUAGCUAGUACUUUGAAUUGAUAUGUAAGAAAUAGCUAGUACUUUGAAUUGAUAUGUAAGAAAUACUUCAUACAAUUGGGUACCCUAUGUGUAGUUUCGGUGUGUUUUGGCAAUGUAUGACAAUGAUGUGCUAGUAAAUGACAUUUGAACUAAUUUGUAUUUCAUAUUUGCCUAUUUCCAGAAA
Rosa rugosa (rugosa rose) is the source of this 1664-nucleotide messenger RNA. RefSeq names its product protein fluG-like. The record is from RefSeq and is a predicted model, not a curated record. The transcript has 10 exons. The coding region runs from base 846 to 1304 and encodes 152 amino acids. NCBI's taxonomy places the organism in Eukaryota, Viridiplantae, Streptophyta, Magnoliopsida, Rosales, Rosaceae.